This is a messenger RNA of Cololabis saira (Pacific saury), 1441 nucleotides long. RefSeq names its product coiled-coil domain containing 90B (gene ccdc90b). The transcript is spliced from 9 exons. Gene Ontology annotation, cellular component: mitochondrion. The record is from RefSeq and is a predicted model, not a curated record. NCBI's taxonomy places the organism in Eukaryota, Metazoa, Chordata, Actinopteri, Beloniformes, Belonidae. The coding region runs from base 136 to 876 and encodes 246 amino acids.
CGACAGCAGCACCGGGGUGUAUCCGGUCAACUGGGUGACACUUUCUCCGAGUCUUGAUUAAAAGUUGCAUUGAUCUUUCCUCAAACUCCAAACUCCGGCAUCAGCGAGGGCUGAGGUUGAGGGUUCAGGUCCGGCAUGAACGCGCUGCUGUGGCGCGGCGGCGCGCGGCGCGCCGGCACGUGGAGAGGUGGUGUCACCUGGACCAGCUCAGGUUUCCAUGUGGGAACGCCAGCGGCGGCCUUCGACGUGAGGAAAGUUGAACUGACGCCUCUAGAGCAGCGAAAACUCACCUUCGACUCCCACAGCCUGGUGACGGCGCUGGAGGGCAGUGGUUUUGAGAAGCGGCAGGCGGAGCUGAUCGUUUCAGCUCUGGUCACUCUGACCACCGCUAACACUGACAUCGUCUACAAGGACAUGGUGACCAAAGCUCACCAGGAGAUCGCGGUGCAGCAGAUCAUGGCUCACCUGGACUCGGUCAGGAAGGACAUGGUGAUCCUGGAGAAGAGCGAAUUCGCCAACCUGCGGUCUGAGAACACGAAAAUGAAGCGGGAGCUGCAGCAGCUGCAGAACAGAAUGCAGGAGGAGACCCAGAAGGUCCGAGCAGAAAGCAAACUGGACAUCAAUCUGGAGAGAAGCAGAAUCUCUGACAUGUUUACUGAACAAGAGAGGAAGCUGAUGGAGGCAACGUCAGAGUUCCAUCACAAGAAAGCCGACCUGGAAAACGACAACAUGGAGGUCAACAAGAAGAUUGACCUGCAGGUGGCGUCGCUCAAGACGGUGCUGGAGUCCCUGAAGCUGGAGACGGUCCGGUACCUGGCAGCGACCGUCUUCUCGUGCCUGGCCAUCGCUCUGGGAGUCUACCGGCUGUGGAGGUGAAGGAUCCAGGCAGACCUGGUCCAGUUCAAAGGAUCAGACUGUUUUAAUGCUUCAAAGUCAUUUAAGUCACUGGUUGUGAUUUUAAAAGGGUUUUUAUUACAAACAUUGAAUAGGGAAGAAUGUUGAAAAUGUUUUUCUUUUCUGCUUUUAAACGGUAGAGUAAGCGAUUCUAACCAGACAAACCCUGAAAAACCUGACUGGGGUCCCUGGAGAACAAAUAUAUUGAAGUGGUGGUAAUUUCAGAAAAUAUGACAAGAAUAAAGUUACCAACUGCAACUUUAAACUGUCAAAUUAUAGAUAAAUUUGCUGCAUGUGUAUAGUUUGUUUUUUUGAACCAGUAAACAUGUUUAUUUCUGCUGCAAAGUUUUAUCAUGGAUGGCCAUCCGACCUCCAGCCAAUCGCUUGGGACGGCUGUAUCUUCUCAAAGUUCUGGUGGGCAGAGCAACGUUUGUUCUGUUCAAGUAUCAAAUGCAACGUCAUCCACAAAUAGCUUACCCAACCACUGUCACUGAUGUCUAAAAACCUGAAACUCAAUAAAACACAUUUGAUUAAUAAUUUUAAGUCA